CUUGGUACCUUGCCAUGUCCAAUGUCUCUCCUCCGGCCACCAAGAAAUCAAUAUACGAGGGGAGCACGCAAUUCAAGAACUGGAGAUAUUCUCCUGAGAAAUUGGCCCAAGUGCGUUCGACGUUGAAUCAAGCAGCCGUCGCUGUUAUCAAACGGACAUUCGAGGCAUAUGAGCCAGGCUCAUCUGCGAAUGUGCUUUUCUUGACUGCAGACGAGGAACAUCUCCUGGUCAAGCACUAUAUCUCCACUAUAACUCAGUUAUGCGGUCUCUUUCGUUUUCCUGAAGAAGUUGAAGCUACGGCAAUCAGCUACUUCAAGCGCUUUUACCUCAAGAACACGGUCAUGGAUUGGCACCCCAAAAAUGUCAUGUUAACAACUCUGUUUCUUGCCACCAAGACGACGAAUAACCCGAUUUCCUUAGAGACUUACACAACACACAUCAAAAGCACUACCGCAUCCGAUGUCCUGGAUCUCGAGUUUCUCGUAGCGCAAAGCCUUGGCUUCGAGUUUUCUGUGUGGCAUGCUCAUCGAGCACUUUGGGGUAUAUGGCUGGACUUCCAGCUAUUUGAAUUCAUCUACACGCCUUCUCAAAUAGCCCUCGCUGCCAUGUCUCUUGCUCUCCCAGAAGAAUCAUACAAAUGGCUGAAAUCAAAACAUCCUUCGUCUGAUGCUGUCGAGGCCACGGUCAAUAAAGUAAAGAUUAUCAUUCAAAGAUCGAGUAGACCGCCCGACGUGGAGUCUGUGCGUGAAGUUGACAGGCGGCUCCGCUUGUGCAAAAACCCAGAGAAGGUGGUCGGAAGCAAAGCAUAUUUGGCUAGGAAGGCAGAGCAAGAAAAGAAAGCGGAGGAGAAGAGGAACAGGAAAGCGGCGGAAGCGGGGGAAGAUAUCGAUCCAUUUGGUAUUGAACUAGGCAGGCCCAAUGCUGUGGACGACGAUGACGACGACGACGAUUGA
Molecule: messenger RNA, 953 nt
Organism: Desarmillaria tabescens
Lineage: Eukaryota; Fungi; Basidiomycota; Agaricomycetes; Agaricales; Physalacriaceae
Product: cyclin-like protein
Exons: 5
Coding region: 15-953 (312 amino acids)
Biological process (GO): regulation of transcription by RNA polymerase II; regulation of cyclin-dependent protein serine/threonine kinase activity
Cellular component (GO): nucleus; transcription factor TFIIK complex
Molecular function (GO): cyclin-dependent protein serine/threonine kinase regulator activity
Source: RefSeq, a predicted model, not a curated record